Molecule: messenger RNA, 4398 nt
Organism: Cladocopium goreaui
Lineage: Eukaryota; Dinophyceae; Suessiales; Symbiodiniaceae
Source: the annotation of a GenBank genome assembly
AUGGCAUCCAUUCUGGCGAAACCUAUGGGUUUGGAGUUUCCCUGGGAGGGCUGCAUGGGGUGGUCGGAAGCUGAUGUGUUGGUGCUUGGCCUUCUGGCAGCUCUACGACAGUGGCGGGACUCAGAGGGCGUGCAGGGCAUUCGCAGCCCAAUGAGGAAUUACUUUGUGAGCCAGGGAGGCCCAGACGCGGCGCUCUUGAAAGCCUUGAGCGCCAGCAGCCCCCCCGGCCCUAACCCUACUAGUCCCAAGUGGCGGCAAGCUGGCAUUUGGCUGAUGACAAAUCUGGUCACAGGAAACCCUAAUGCCGCCUCCACGCUUCGAAGCAUGGGCGCUCUUGAUUGCUUGGUGAAAUGCGGUCAGGUGUUGCCUGGCUCGGGCUUCGACACCAUGUGGACCUUGGGGCAGGUGGGUGGUCCGUUGACGAUCUUGAGACUCUUGGAACGUUGUCAGAACAAAGAGGGCCUCUCUGUCAGUCUGAAAGCUCUCUCCAGACUCACCUGGGAGUCUCUGGAGGACUUUCAAGACCAACUGCCUGAGGUGCUCAAGGAGCUUACAAAGACCAUCCGCUUGAUGGACGAGCGACUCUCCAAGGAGCUGCAACAUGCGUUGCAAGCGCUGGGGGGCGUGUUGAAGUUCUAUUCCGCCACAGUACCACCGAGCCUUUGCCCCGACAUGGACGCGGCAGUAGAGCUGAUGUUGAACGCCGUGCGCAGCAGCGACCCGGACGUGGCCAAGGCCGCCAGCGUCUGCCUGGGACACAUGGCCACGCCCCAGUGGCGCCUGCCACUGCAGAGCGCGCUGCCGACCAUGCGCUGCUUGUGGAUGGCCGCGGGCGAAUCCAAGGCCAUCCCGGUUACAAUUCUUAAUGCUGCCAAGACUUACUAUCGAUGGCUGAUGUUGGUGAUUGACAAGAAGGCCGAGCUUCUCAUACACCCAACAGAAGAUCAAGCUCGUAUGACAGAGCUAGUUGAAACGUGCUCAGGCCUUGGUGGAAUUGCGUGUGGUGCUUCCUAUGCAGGUUGGACACUCCAUGCGCAAAAUGACCUCAAUGCCAAUUUUGUGAAGUUGCAACAGCAAAGUAGCCCAGCCGCACCCAGGGAGGAAAACAAGGAUGCCGGGAUCCACGAAGGGCAGACAAGUCCGAAAGUCCAUGGCACAUCUCAUGCCCUCGGGAAAGACACUAUGCCUGGUGUUUCGAGUGGUUCCAUCCCUAUCAAUGCAGCCGAUGCCCAUGUCCCACUGAGCCCAUCCAGGGUUGUAGCAGAUCAUGAGAAUGCACCACAUGUGAACGCUAUGCAGCCAGCAAUCUCCUCGCAGGUUGCACAAAGUCCCAGUACAGAAGAUGCGCCAGAGGUCAACCAAGGCCAUCCGGAGUCUCACCGUUUUGACAUGCAUGAAGGUUCUGAGGUUCACAAAUCCUCUGAAUUUAAGUUGUUUCACCAAUCAGGCACCGCACCAGCCUUUGCAACCGACACAGCCAAAGCAGUCUCCGAUUUUGCAGUUUCACCUUCGUUGUCUCAUAAUUCAAUAACCAAUCCAGCAGUGAUGUCGCCGCUCACAUCACCGAUGUGGGAAGCAUCAGGUGCCAUCUCGGCUUUUGCCACAGGGUCCUCCAAGGUCUCCCAUACUCAGCAGUCAGGUCCCAAGCAGCCGAUAGGGGAAACUCAGCCCACCUGUCAUCAGCUGAGUCCCUCCCCAAGAGAGUUGAUUGAGCCAGGGGUUUUGGUGUAUGAUGCAGACAUGCAUAUCAUUUCCCAUCAAAAAUGUGCUCAUGAUGCGACCUUUGCUCAAUGGUGCCAGGCUAAUGAAGCUUUAGGAGCACAGGCACAGGCGACAUGGGAUCUCUUUGGUUCCUCUAUUGCACCAGAUACCUUGCUGACUCAGCUGAAGUGGAUUAUCACCGGAAGUACACCAGUGUUUCGUGGAGCCUCAGACCUUGCCACAGUUACCAACCUGCUAGUUCACAUGCCUCGCAUUGAAUCAGCUCUAUUACAAGGGCCUGCAGUAGCUUCAGAUGAAAUGAUGUUUUACCUCACCGCCAUUUCUGCAGUUGGACUUGCUAAAGCCAAGCCGCCGUUCAUCUUAGACGGUAUGACAGACCUCUUGGUGGAUGCACAGAUAUGGAUUGAGGGGGUGGAUCAUAUCAACCAAUUCAAUGCCCAACAAAUGGUAUAUUCCGCUGAUAAAUGGAUGAAUUUUCUACCAGUCCAGGAAGCCACCGUCACAGCGCUAUGGUUCAAAUAUCAUUGGAUUCCGGUAUGGUUGGUCCCCACUGAUGAUGGAAUCACGGUUCACACGACCUUUGAGGGAAUCCAAGUAUGGGAGCUCCUCUUCCCGUGGUGGCAAACCAUAAUUCAGGUUCAUGAUGCAUUACCGCCGUCCUUUGAUCAUGAUUGUGGUUUUCGUGCCUUUGCGUGGCUAGUCAGUCAGAGCACACAAACGCCACUUGCGUCGUUGUCAGUUGCAGAAGCCUGGGGGUGGAGACAUUUGUUUUGGCAAUCGUUGGUCACAAAUCCCAAACCUGUGAUUAGAUUUGUGUUAGGUGGACAAAGUGAGCUUGAGACUGCAUUGCAAGCAAUCCUGCGAGAACAUGGAGUUUUUGCUAGCCGCCUCCCAGAGAGAGCAGCAAUUUUGAUCCGUAGUUUCCCAGGGCAAUCUCUCAAUGCGGUCUUCCAGAGUAGUCGACCAUGGCAAGCACUCAAACAGCUCGCGUCCAGUCACAAACCUCCUAUACGCCUGGUGUUGGAAGAUGAACUACAGAGUGUCAUCAAGUCCAGGGCUAAGGAUAAGAAAUCAGUCCAGGCCAAAGGAAAAGCCCCGCAGGGUUUGCAAAUGCCUCAGCAUGUUCGACCUGAAGAUAUCCUAAUCCCACAUGGUAUUUUUCGCCUGCAGUCUGGAGAACCAGUGUCCCACUUGAAUCCACAGCAGCUGGGUCAAAACUUACAUGGAGUUGUUGCGUUUUCUGAGCAGGAAGUGCAGCCAUAUCUACAACAUGCCCCUGCCGCUGGAGUUGGAAUUGGGUUUUUGGUCCUGUCUCCGUACUCAGAAACCAUUGCCCAGCAAGGUCAAGUAGUGCGUUUUCCCGUGCAGAGUAAGGUCACAUCAGAGCCUAUGCUAGUCUCUGCAGUGUUGUUGCAAAGAGGUGCUGUCCACAUAGUUCGGAACAUCCCUGCUCAGCCCACCGCAGUAGAGCAGGUGCAGACGCAGACGAUCAAAUGCCUCUUGUACAGGGACCAACUGCAUGACCAAUGGCAGACUGUUACCAAUGCGCCGGUCAAGUACAUAAUUAGCAUGACUGAGGUUUUGCAAGUGUGUAAGCAGACCGACUGCAGCUGCGCUAAGUGGCACCCAGCCAUGAAGCAGUCCGAUACUCCAAUACUAGAUGUGUGGCAGAGAGACUAUCUCUCGAUUCACUUCCAAAAAAUUAGACAAACAGACGCCCAGAUCUACGUUGUUGCCAUGCGAGUAACCUCGGACGUGUAUGAUGGUCUUUUCAGAAUGUCUGGCACCGGAGGUUUGUAUGUCGAGCCACGUGCUGAUGACGGGCGGGGACAGGACCCCAAGUACCACACCAUCUGGAUUCCGAGACAACCUCUCUCUGAAGUCAAGGCACUGCAGGCCAUGCUCACGACCCCAGUGUCUCUGAUUCGGGUAGGUUUCCGCUAUGGUUUCAAGGUAAUCAUUGAUAUGGCAGAACACGUGCACACGCAGAUCAAUCCACAUGAGCCAUUUAUUGCUGGGGCCAGUAAAGCCACCUACCGUGUUGGCCCUUUUCCCUGGGGCACUACCAAGAAGGCCAUUCAGUCCCUGUUUGCUCAGUGGCAAUGGCAGGCAAGACCAGUGCACACCAUUGCAAAAGCAAAGGAUUCCAGUGGACUUAUGUGGCUAGUCCAUGCCGCCUCUCCCCCAGCAGCGUUGGUCUUCCAGUUGCAGCAUGGAGAUGUAGUUAUACAUCAGGAAUCCUCAGCGUUGAAGGAACCAUGGAGGCCACCACAGGUGCAGGCUGCCACAAGCGAAUUCAGGGAUAAGAAAGAAGUAGAAUUUGAUCCCUGGGCUGAAGCAGCACGCAAUCUCCCCAGAGCUGAGAGUGUCUCACAAGCUCAGAUAGCUAAGAUUGAGGCUAACCUGGAGCAGAAACUGACCAAGCGCCUUCAAACUGCGGUUGAUGAGACUGAUGUUUCAAUGGCACCUACGCUUGAGCCUCGUGUUGUGCAAUUGGAACAACAGAUUGCUGCCCUGCAGAACCGUUCCGGUGUCAUCGAGAGUAAGGUCGACUACAUCCAUUCUCAGGUCGAACAACAAGCGACCAAAUUCGAAGCGACCUUAGAUACCAAACUCUCUGAACAAAUGCAAAGAAUCGAGGCCUUAAUCGUGAAGAGGGCUCGCUCCAAUGAAUGA